AUGUUUAAAGCCAAUCAAGGAUUGGGGAUUUGUGCUCCAUGUCCUGCGAACAGUCGCUCCACGGCGGAGGCCUCUCCCAUCUGUAUCUGCCGCAAUGGCUAUUAUCGAGCAGAUUUUGAUCCACCAGAGGCAAUGUGCACAAGUGUUCCUUCUGGACCUCGUAAUGUUAUCUCUAUAGUGAAUGAGACGUCAAUCACAUUGGAAUGGCACCCCCCACGUGAAACCGGAGGCAGGGAUGACGUCACCUACAACAUUAUCUGCAAGAAGUGCCGCUCUGACCGGAGGAGUUGCUCACGGUGUGAUGAUAAUGUAGAUUUUGUUCCCCGACAAAUGGGACUAACAGACACCCGUGUCUUCAUCAGCAAUUUAUGGGCUCACACACCAUAUACAUUUGAGAUCCAGGCUGUAAAUGGAGUAACCAAUAAAAGCCCAUUCCCUCCCCAACAUGUGUCCGUCAAUAUUACCACCAACCAAGCAGCUCCUUCCACUGUUCCCAUCAUGCACCAGGUCAGAGCUACAAUGAAGAGUAUCACCAUAUCUUGGCCCCAACCAGAGCAACCCAACGGAAUUAUCUUGGACUAUGAAAUCCGGUAUUAUGAGAAGGAUCAAAAUGAGUUUAACUCUUCUAUAUCAAGAAGCCAAACCAACACUGCCAGCAUAGAAGGACUGAAGCCUGGUGUGGUGUAUGUGGUACAGGUCAGGGCGCGCACAGUGGCGGGUUAUGGAAAGUACAGUGGAAAAAUGUGCUUCCAAACACUGACUGAUGAAGAUUACAAAUCAGAGCUGAGAGAGCAGCUUCCACUGAUUGCUGGCUCGGCAGCAGCGGGUGUUGUCUUCAUAGUAUCUCUGGUGGCUAUUUCCAUUGUGUGCAGUAGGAAAAGGACUUACAGUAAAGAAGCAGUGUACAGUGAUAAACUACAGCACUAUAGCACUGGCAGAGGCUCUCCAGGAAUGAAAAUUUACAUCGACCCCUUCACAUAUGAAGAUCCCAACGAAGCUGUGAGGGAAUUUGCCAAGGAGAUUGAUGUCUCUUUUGUGAAGAUUGAAGAAGUUAUUGGGGCAGGAGAGUUUGGGGAGGUGUACAAGGGCCGCCUGAAGCUCCCUGGGAAAAGGGAAAUCUAUGUUGCUAUCAAAACCCUUAAAGCUGGAUAUUCUGAAAAGCAAAGAAGGGAUUUCCUAAGUGAAGCAAGCAUUAUGGGUCAGUUUGAUCAUCCCAACAUCAUCCGACUGGAAGGUGUGGUGACCAAGAGCCGACCUGUGAUGAUCAUUACUGAGUUCAUGGAAAAUGGUGCACUGGACUCUUUCCUACGGCAAAAUGACGGGCAGUUUACAGUGAUCCAGCUGGUGGGAAUGCUCCGAGGUAUUGCAGCUGGCAUGAAGUAUCUAUCGGAAAUGAAUUAUGUUCACAGAGACCUGGCAGCCAGGAAUAUCCUGGUGAAUAGCAACCUGGUGUGCAAGGUGUCUGACUUUGGGCUCUCUCGCUAUCUGCAGGAUGAUACAUCAGAUCCAACCUACACCAGCUCCUUGGGUGGGAAGAUCCCAGUGAGAUGGACAGCACCAGAAGCUAUUGCUUAUCGCAAAUUCACAUCCGCCAGUGAUGUCUGGAGUUAUGGUAUUGUCAUGUGGGAAGUGAUGUCAUUUGGGGAACGGCCGUACUGGGACAUGUCCAAUCAGGAUGUCAUCAAUGCCAUUGAGCAAGAUUACCGCCUGCCUCCCCCCAUGGACUGUCCAGCAGCCCUGCACCAGCUCAUGCUAGACUGUUGGCAGAAGGAUCGAAACAGCCGGCCGCGCUUUGGGGACAUUGUCAAUACUUUGGACAAGAUGAUCCGGAACCCCGCCAGCCUCAAAACAGUGGCCACCAUCCCUGCUGUGCCUUCCCAGCCACUGCUUGACCGCUCCAUCCCAGACUUCACAGCCUUUACCUCAGUGGAUGACUGGUUGAGUGCUAUCAAAAUGGGACAGUACAGAGAUAACUUCCUGAGCUCUGGUUUCACCUCAUUGCAGCUUGUUGCCCAGAUGACUCCAGAGGACCUUCUGAGGAUAGGAAUUACAUUAGCUGGACACCAGAAAAAAAUCCUGAACUGUAUUCAGUCCAUGAGGGUCCAAAUGAGCCAGUCACCCACCUCUAUGGCAUGA
Messenger RNA from Staurois parvus, 2136 nucleotides. NCBI's taxonomy places the organism in Eukaryota, Metazoa, Chordata, Amphibia, Anura, Ranidae. The record is from the annotation of a GenBank genome assembly.